AUGAGGGAUUCAACCCUUUCUUCUUCAAGUCUAUUACGUUAUCUUCAAUAUCGGAAGAAACAAGGGAAACACGGGGAGGAGAGUGUGGAUGGGUGUGCUUCCAGUGACAAGGAGGGUCUUUCUCGGGAUGAUUUUCAGAAGGUUCCUAAGGUCUCUUUUCGAGAUAAGGUUAUUGGUACAGCAAGGUCGAAGGCCUUUGUACUUGUCGGAUCAUUAUCAGGGGAUGGUAUUGCGACAGCAGUAGACAAGCAGGGUGAUUCCCAGCCACAAUGUGUAAGUUUUAGGAUAGAGGCGAAGACCUGUUUGACCGAAUCUCAUAGAGAAGCCUUGGUGAUUAAGGUCCUGAACAAGAAGUAUAGUUACACAGCUCUUUCUCAUAAGCUGAGGGUAGUAUGGCGCAUCAAAGGAGGUUUCACUUUACUAGAUGUGGGAUUUAGGUACUUCCUAAUUAAAUUCGAUGUUGUUGAGGAUCGUGAGAAGGUCAUGCUUGAUAGGCCUUGGUUGAUCGAGGGUCACUACGUCGCGGUAAAACUAUGGGAUGUUGAUUUUCAACUUAGUGAAUAA
This is a messenger RNA of Arachis ipaensis, 564 nucleotides long. NCBI's taxonomy places the organism in Eukaryota, Viridiplantae, Streptophyta, Magnoliopsida, Fabales, Fabaceae. The record is from RefSeq and is a predicted model, not a curated record.